AUGGCAUCGCCCUCCACUCCACCAUCUUCUGAUCCCACUCUGGAACACUCCAUCCAACACCAUGUCUAUUCCGGCUUACCCCAUCCCCAGUCCGUCGCCGAUACACGCCUCAAGACCCUUCGUCGCCUGCUCAAAGGCUACAGCUCCCUCUCUGCACCUACUCUCCUUCAACCCCUCAGUCCGAAUUUCACUCACGAGGUUCUUCCCCAAUCCUUGGGCAUGCCAGUGAGGGGCAAGGAGGACUUUGCGCACCAUGCCGCCAUGGUUUUCUCAGCAUUCCAGAGCCUUGAGAUGAAGCCUACAGAGCUGUGGGAGGAUCCGGACAGAGGGGGGGUGAUAUUGAGGUGCGCAAUGGAAGGGAUCUUGAAGACCCAGGAGAAGCCUGAAGGCGAGAAGGGGGAGGGCAAGGCUGAAGAGGGUGGGAAAGUCGGGAUGGAGGCCAAAGAAGAGGUCACUCCCCAAGUGGAUAUGGAAGACGUGUACAACCCUGAUGGACACCUAAGUAAUAUCUUGGGAGACCUAGCAGAGUCACCCGAAAUUCCAGAGACACUCCUGAGUCCCAUCACCGAAGUCACCGAACCCGGUUCAGAAAUCCCUCCUCUUUCCUCUCUCAGUCUCUCCAACCCAUCGACAUUUUCUUGCCACGAAGAAGAACAAGAACCAACGUUGUCUUCACCCCCAACAUCAUUAGAAGAUGCACACCCUUCACCCCCAUCACCAACACCACCAAUCCUAGAAGAGCCGUCAUUUCAAUCUCAACAAGACAAAUCCACAGAUAAAGAGACAAUCCACUGGAACAACGAAUGCCUCCUCAUCAUCUCCUUCACCCCCUGCGGCUCGCAAAUCUCCAAAAUCCAAGAAUUCGUCGACUCCGCCAAAGCAGUCGAGAUGAAGAAGAAACAUGCGCCCAAAGGCUUCGACGAGGCUUCAGCACCUCCCCCACCCACUUACAAACCCGCCACAUACCUCGACCUCGACACCCUCAAACUCAAAGACGGAGGAGGUGGAUGUCGCGGGUCCGGAGUUCAUCACCAUCACCAUCAUCACAUGCCUCACAUGCGGCACUCAUCAGUGACUGUCACUGAACUUCCCCCGUCGCCGGUACAGAGUCUGGACUCCUCGGAGGGGGGAAAUCGGGGGGGUUCGCCAAGUAAAGUAAUGGGUUGUGAGACCUUGCAUACACUCAGACAUGGACAUCAAUUGGGGAUGGACAGGCCAGUUCAAUAUCCCAUGCCCAUGAACGGUCUAAACAGUCUAGACACGUCCGACACAUUCAGUACUACGACCGAGUACCCUUCUUCCAACCAAAACUCGCCGCUAAGGUGUCUGGUUGAUCGGUCGGCUGAGACUUCAGGUCCUCCAUCUACCAGUGAUGCAGAUGCGGAAGAAGCAGAUUGUACACCGAAAUGGAAGAAAUUGCGAUUCGCUACUACCAAAAGCACAAGCCCAGCCAAGGGACCCGAAGCUUUUAAUUCUGGUUCUGGUUCUGGUUCUGGUUCUGGGCAUGUUCAUGUCUCUAGUUCGGGAUUGUGGUGGUCGUCAGGUGAUCUAGUUGACCAUGAACAUGGAAGUGGAGAGAACAAAGGUUGGAGCGGCACCAUUGUUGACACAAUCGAGGUUAUCAACCAAUUUUUUCCUUCACGGCUACUUCCUGUGCAGUUGGACGGCCGGACUGGGCAGGUGGCUGUCAAGAGGGAGUGGGUUUCGGGAGCAGCGACUUUUGUGGCGGGGGUUGCGCUGGGGAAAUUUUGGUUUGGAGGUGGGAGAGGGGGAGGGAGGGUGGGGUGA
Messenger RNA from Neurospora hispaniola, 1788 nucleotides. RefSeq lists its product as uncharacterized. Lineage: Eukaryota; Fungi; Ascomycota; Sordariomycetes; Sordariales; Sordariaceae. Bases 1 to 1788 code for a protein of 595 amino acids. The transcript has a single exon. The record is from RefSeq and is a predicted model, not a curated record.